UAACAAAAACAUAUAAUCAAACAUCAAAUUUAUCUUCUACAGCUAUUUUAACAUGUCAUAUACGUGAUUUAGGUGAUCAUCAUGUAACAUGGUUUAAAUAUAAUUCCUUAACAUCUUUAGCAUAUCCAUUAGUUGUUGGAAAAGAAUUAUUUACAACUGAUAAACGUUAUUCCGUAUCAUCAUAUUCAACAUCAACAAGAGAUUCUUAUUGGUCAUUAGAAAUUUAUGAAUUAAAUCAAUCUGAUGAAGGAAUAUAUCUUUGUCAAAUAGCUAAUCGACGUGAAACUAUAAGUAUUUCAAUAUAUUUACAUAUACAAAUACCUAUGAUUCUAUCUCCUUCAUUACUUUAUGUUGAACCAGGAACAAAUGUUAAAUUAAAUUGUAGUAUUUUAAUUGAUAAUGAUGAUGAUGAUAAUAAUAAAUCAUUAUCAUUAAUAAAUUGGUUGUUUGCAUCAAAUAUAUUUAAUAAAACAAAACCUAAUGAUAUACAUGUACGAAGAAAAUUGAUAAAUAAUAGUUUAAAUUCAUAUUUAAUUAUUCAUCAUGCACAAAUAUAUCAUUCAGGUAUAUGGGCAUGUGUUUAUAAACGUCAACGACGCACCGCUAGAUUAAUUGUUGAAAAAGGUUGA
Molecule: messenger RNA, 629 nt
Organism: Rotaria sordida
Lineage: Eukaryota; Metazoa; Rotifera; Eurotatoria; Philodinida; Philodinidae
Source: the annotation of a GenBank genome assembly